This is a messenger RNA of Euleptes europaea (tarantolino), 3610 nucleotides long. RefSeq names its product mitogen-activated protein kinase 8 interacting protein 2 (gene MAPK8IP2). The transcript is spliced from 12 exons. Lineage: Eukaryota; Metazoa; Chordata; Lepidosauria; Squamata; Sphaerodactylidae. The record is from RefSeq and is a predicted model, not a curated record. Gene Ontology annotation, cellular component: cytoplasm. Gene Ontology annotation, biological process: regulation of JNK cascade. Bases 17 to 3526 code for a protein of 1169 amino acids. Gene Ontology annotation, molecular function: protein binding.
GCCGGGCCCGGAGAAGAUGGCGGACCGGGCGGAGAUGUUCUCGCUCUCCACCUUCCACUCGCUCUCCCCGCCCAGCUGCAGGCCGCCCCAGGACAUCAGUCUGGAGGAGUUUGAUGACGAGGAUUUGUCCGAAAUCACCGACGACUGCGGCAUCGGCCUGAACUAUGAUUCAGACCAUUACGAGAAGGACUGCCUGGUGCUGGAGCGAUGCGAACAGCCUCACCCCAUCUGCUCCUUCCAGGAUGACUUCCAGGAGUUUGAGAUGAUUGAUGACAACGAGGAGGAGGAAGAGGAGGAGGAAGAAGGGACCAGGCUGGAGGAGGGGCCUCCCUCCCCUUCCGUCUCCCCAAUACCUUCUCCCACCCUAGGGGAGACCCAGAAGCACCGGCCCACCACUCUCCACCUGACUGCAACCGGCACGCAGGACUCCUUGAACAACAACAGCAGCUGCAACCCAGCGCCCGGCCUGCAGCGGGCCAGCUGGCAGGAGACGCUGCGCCUGGCCUCUCCCUCCUCCUCCUCUUCUGCAGCCCAUGCUGAACGCUCCUCUCCUUCACACCCGUGUCUCCAGGAUAGGCCCUGCUUGGACGUUCAGAGCAGCAAAGGCCCGGAUCCCACCCUGCCUCCUUGCAAGCCCAGUCUUUACGAUGCAGAAGGCAACAGCCGCAACUUGCAGGGGGGCCCACCUGCUGCCCGCCAUGGGGAAGACUACAACAAGAAUAUCGUCUCCUCCAUGUCAUCGCGCUUGCGACCUCCUUCGGCCCCCCCUAGCCAAGCAUCAGCUGAACCCCAAGAUGCCACGAGAGGCCCAGAGGCUCGCCCCCCAAGCACCAGCCCCCACCGGUCUCCUGCCACCGACAGCUACUGUGCCCGAUUUCAGAGGGAUGCAGCGGGCUGCAGGGAGCAGGAGGCAAGACUUGGCAGCCCUGCUGGCUGCCCUGGAGGCAGUGUAGGCCACGGACCCCCCUCCUCCCUGAUUGGCCAGGGCAGCCCCUUGCUGUCUGAGGAGGUGCUGGCAAAGGGCUGCAGAAAUGCGGGGCCUGGAGGGCACCCUCCACUGGGCGCUCACACCAGCCCCACCAGGGAGACAACGGAGCUGCUCAGCUCCGAAGGAGAGGGUGCUCAGGGAAGCCGCGCCACCAGUGUGCGGGGGCUGCCCUCUGCCUCGUCAGAUACCACGUCCCCCUCAUCUGACCCUGGCAUAGAGGCGGAUCUCACCAGCCGCAACUCCAAGUCCUACCUGCCUUGUGGCCGGCACAGUGAGGAUCUCAGCUCGCCCGGCUCGGACUCGGAUGUGGAAGGGGAGAUCGAGGCUGCCUUCGCCUGCAGCGGGAACCGCCUGGCCAGCAACAUGAUCUCCAGCAUCUCCGAAACCGAGCUGGACCUCAGCAGCGACAGCAGCAGCGGCCGCUCUUCCCACCUCACCAACUCCAUUGAGGAAGCCAGUUCUCCCGGGUCGGAGGCCGACCUGGAGGCCGACCUGGAGGCUCAGGUGGUGCUGGGCCUGAAGGAUGCCCUUCUUCUCGACACCACAGGCAAAGACCACGAGGCUGCAGACAUGCCGCCACGCGAGGGCGUGCUCGGGAGGGACGGCCUGGCGCCUCUCAAAAUCGAAGAAUUCUAUGAAGACCCGUCUGCUCCCAUCGACGAGACGGACGUGCCUCUCUCGGGCUCUCUGGAGCUGGAGAUCAACCCCGACCACAGCCUGGAGAGCUUGCGCCACUCCUUCUAUUUGCCAGUCGGACCCAAGCUCGUACCCGAGGGGGACGACGACGGAGGGAACAGCGAGUACGAUUCGGACUCUGACUCGGAGUCGGAACCCGACCUGAGCGAGGACUCGGACUCCCCCUGGCUUCUCAGCAACCUGGUGAACAAGAUGAUCUCGGAGGGCUCCUACCCCAUCAAGUGCGCGGAGGAGUGCUAUCCCCCCUCGGCUCACUCCCUUUCGGACACCAUCUCUCCUGCCUCCGACCUGGAGCCCGAGAUCCCCGGCGAGGAGGCCCUGAGCGAGGCUCAGCUCUGCCCCCAGCAAAGCAUCGAGCUGGUCGACAUGGAGACCCUCCGCUGCUCCCUGCAGAGUGCUGCAGACAAGAAGACCACCGAGGCCAGGCCCGCCGCUGAGCCGGAGCCUCUGCCGAGUGACACGGGGCCCUACCUGUUGAUGAGCAACCCGACCGAGGACACCAUCACUCCUGUCUUCCCGGGGCGGCUGCUCUCCAGCUGCUGCAAGAUGCCGGCCAAAGCCUUGCCUUCCAGAGAGGCCCCCCGUAAGGCCGAGCCGCCCGUCCUGUCGGAGGACUGGGCGAUCGAGGGAGACCUGGACUCGGGCAUCCUGGAGGACAAGGACAUGAUUGACGACAUCCGGUUAGAGCCCCCCGACGGCCUGGACGUCUCCACCGCCAGGACCAACCGCUGCUUCCACUUGGCCUACUCCCCCGAGGAGGACGAGACCCCCUGCCUGGGCAGCCGGAAGGGCUCCCCGUCGGCGGAGGAGCUGCCGCUGCCCCCACCCGCCAUGGCGCUGGACGACUCCUUGGCCUACGACUCCAUCAAGUACACCCUGGUGGUGGACGAGAACACGCAGCUGGAGCUGGUGAGCCUCAAGCGCUGCACCUCCCUGCUGAGCGACGACAGCGAGGAGCUGCGGGCCUGCGAGGAGGCGGCCAGUGACUUUGAGGAUGGGCUGGCGGCCCCCGACGGGGGCAGCUGCUGCUCCUCCUCGGAGGACUCCUCGCCCGAGGCGGACCUCCACUUCUCCAAGAAGUUCCUCAACGUUUUUGUCAACAGCACGUCCCGUUCCUCCAGUACGGAAUCCUUCGGUCUGUUUUCUUGCACGGUGAACGGGGAGGAGAGGGAGCAGACGCACCGAGCGGUCUUCAGGUUUAUCCCUCGCCACGAAGACGAACUCGAACUCGAUGUGGACGACCCCAUUCUGGUGGAGCUGGAGGAGGACGACUACUGGUACCGGGGCUACAACAUGCGCACGGGGGAACGGGGCAUCUUCCCGGCCUUCUACGCCCACGAAGUGGUGAGCCAGGCCAAGGAAGUGGCAGGCUUGAAGCGGAAUCCCUGCUGGGUGGAGCGUUUCAACGUGCAGUUCCUGGGCUCGGUGGAGGUCCCGUACCACCAAGGGAACAGCAUCCUGUGUGCGGCCAUGCAGAAGAUCGCCACCACCCGCAAGCUCACCGUGCACCUGCGUCCUCCGGCCACCUGUGACUUGGAGAUCAGCCUGCAGGGCAUCAAGCUCAUCCUGAGCGUGAACGAGUACAGCCGGGAUGAAGAGUUUGAGCGCUGCAGCCAUUUCUUCCAGAUGAAGAACAUCUCCUUCUGCGGAUGCCAUCCACGUAACAGCUGCUAUUUCGGCUUCAUCACCAAACACCCCGUGCUGAGUCGCUUUGCCUGCCACGUCUUUGUUUCCCAGGAGUCCAUGCGGCAUGUUGCGGAGUGUGUUGGACGCGCCUUUCAAGAAUAUUAUCAGGAGCACCUGGAAUUUGCUUGCCCCACAGAAGACAUUUACCUGGAGUAGGGAGGGAGCCAGAGUGCCUCCCGCUUCCGCACCCCGCCCAGUGCCCCAGGAUCCUGUGCUCUGCCAGGCUUGCCACCACCCAGG